Molecule: messenger RNA, 5847 nt
Organism: Zootoca vivipara (common lizard)
Lineage: Eukaryota; Metazoa; Chordata; Lepidosauria; Squamata; Lacertidae
Gene: TRAM2
Product: translocation associated membrane protein 2
Biological process (GO): SRP-dependent cotranslational protein targeting to membrane, translocation; protein insertion into ER membrane
Cellular component (GO): endoplasmic reticulum membrane
Source: RefSeq, a predicted model, not a curated record
GGAGCCCGGCAGGCCGGCAGCAGCGAGAGGCGCGCCUGCGCUGGGGGGCCGGCCUGUGCCUGGCCCGCCCGCCCGCCAAGUUGUCCGAGGGGCCGCGGAAGGAGGAGGAGGAGAAGGAGAAGUUGGCGUGGCGGCCGGGCGGAGGCUGAAGGGGCGGCGGGGGCCGCGCUGCUGGCGGGUUCCGCGCCGGCCAUGGCGUUCCGCAGGCGGGCCAAAAGCCACCCGCUCUUCAGCCAGGAGUUCCUCAUCCACAACCACGCCGACGUGGGCUUCUGCCUGGUGCUCUGCGUCCUCGUCGCGCUCAUGUUCGAGGUCACAGCCAAGACUGCCUUCUUGUUCAUCUUACCUCAGUAUAACGUCAGUGUGCCUACAGCAGAUGGUGAAAUUGUUCUUUAUCACUACGGGCUGAAGGAUCUGGUCACAAUCCUCUUCUACAUCUUCAUAGCAAUAAUUCUGCAUGCUGUGGUGCAGGAGUAUGCCUUGGACAAAAUCAACCGGAGGCUCCAUCUUUCCAAGAUCAAGCACAGCAAGUUCAAUGAGUCUGGGCAGCUGGUAGCAUUUCAUAUUGCCUCCAUGGCCUGGUGCUUAUAUGUACUGGCAACGGAAGGAUACUUAUCAAACCCCAAGAGUCUGUGGGAGAACUACCCUCAUGUCCAUCUCCCGUUCCAGGUCAAGUUUUUCUACCUUUGCCAGCUGUCCUACUGGCUGCAUGCACUGCCUGAACUAUAUUUCCAAAAGGUGCGGAAGGAAGAGAUUCCUCGUCAGCUGCAAUAUAUCAGCCUCUAUCUAGUGCAUAUAUCUGGAGCAUACCUCUUAAACCUCACACGCCUGGGACUUAUCCUGUUGCUGCUGCAGUACGUAGCUGAAUUCCUUUUUCACAUGGCUCGCCUGUUCUAUUUCACAGAUGAGAACAACGAGAAGCUGUUUAAUGCAUGGGCAGUAGUGUUCGUCGUUUCCCGGCUUUUUACCCUCACCCUAUCCGUGCUGGUCAUUGGCUUUGGGCUGGCUCGAGUGGAGAACCAGGCGUUUGACCCCGAGAAAGGAAACUUCAACACUUUACUUUUCAGGAUGUUUGUCCUGCUUCUGGUGUGCUUCUCACAGGCCUGGAUGAUGUGGCGCUUCAUCCACUUUCAGCUGCGGCGCUGGCGGGAGUACUGGAAUGAGCAGAGCGCUAGGAAAAAAGCUGCUGCGGCUGCCGCCGCCACCCAUAACAAGCAGCAGCUGAAGACCAUCAAAAGGGAGUCGGGCUACCAUGAAAAUGGAGUGGUGAAAGCAGAAAAUGGUACGUCGCCGCGGACCAAGAAACUCAAGUCUCCGUAGAGCCAAAGCAGAGUCUGCAAGGAGGAAAUGGGAAAUGCGAGACAAAGACUCUGGGAAUAAGAAGCAGCUCCUUCCCUUGUGUCUUCACCAAGCCCUGUUUCAAAUGGCUUGAAUCAACGUACCACCGAAAAGCUCUUUUCCCCCCCUCUCUCUGCCUCCAGACAUUUUGCAGUAACCAAAAAGCCCCUCUCCAUCCACAGUGGGGCUUCAGAACACCAAACACCUUCCUCAGCCAAUGUAUUUUCUUGUUGCUCAUUUUAAUCUGGCCUUCAGUGUAUUCUUGCUGCUUUUCCUGCACCCACAGAGAUGUUUUUGUAAGCAAUUGCUCCUUGGAAACCCAUUCCCUGACUCAGUAUCGCCCACCUCACUCUCGCCAGAUCUCGUGAUGCUUUGGUUUGGAGAGGUGGCAUCUUUAGGACAUGAUUUGCUUCGUUGCCGGGACAAUAGAACAUUUGGGUAGCAUGUGGAUGACCCCUUCAGACAAUCCACUCUUGCAGAGCGAGUUUGUGGGAAAUGGAGCAAAUCUCUAAGGUCCCUUCUCUGCCUGCAUCUCCCAAUUCUGUUACGUAUCUAGUAAUCUUAGUGGAACAUUUAAAAUGUGCCAGGCCUUCACAACAUGAUGGCGAAGUGCACAAACAUAAUUUAGUAUGUAUGCAACGUUUGCGUUGUGCUAUGCCUAUUUGCAGAGACUGAAAUUUUAGCCAGUUGCAUUCUGGAGAAGGGGACAGAUGUGCGCAGUUUCUCUCCAAUACUGCUUCCUCUUAGCCGAUAAAAAGAAUUUACUGCAUUCUCCUAAAACACCAACAAAUAAGACCUGCUGGCCUGGCAGCUUGGUCUGUGUCAGACAUGCCUUGCAUCUCCCCAGACCUUGAGAAUCAUCCCCAGCCGACUGUGCCUUAGUCUAGGGAGAAGAUUCACUGCUCAUUGAAAUAGCAGCUCAGGGCAGAUGUCUGGGGGUAGUCUGUGACCUCCGUACUUAACAAGCGGACAGUUUCCUCGUGCCUUUGUUUCCUCUACAGCAGGUUUCCUUCAUGAAGUGUUGGUGUAAUCUUUAUGACCGGGUCUGUCAUAUUCAAGUGGUCCACCCGUACCAACAUAGGACAGCAAUGUUAUUUCUUGUACAGCAUAUUCAGUGCAAGUUUGCUCAGAAGUAAGCCUCUUCUUCUUCCCUAGAGAGUGUCUUCAGGAUUGGAACCGUAGCCUUCUGCUUUUCAAGCGUGUCCCCCCCCCCAAUACUUUUUCACAAGUUUUGUCCAAGGGAUCUGAACCCAUUUCCGCUCUGGCUGCUCCUUGCAGCUCCUGGGAAUGGUGUCCUUCUAAGGCUACAUAGGUUUCUUCCACACAGAACGCUGCACAGUUCCUAACCCUUAAUACGUGGACGUGUUAUGAACGCUGUGAGAGGAAAUCUCUCUCAUGGGUGAAAGUGCUUUCCAUCUACUCUGUCACCUCGGUGUACAGUCUACCUCGGGGGCCACCCUUUUCUAACUGCUACACUUCCUCUUGUUGUUGAAGAAGAACUAACCGUGAGAAGCGUAUUCUGGGAGAGGGAAGGGGUCCUUCACCCAAGAAGAAGUGGCAGCUUCUUUGUACUGUGGCCCUUUUUUUGUUUUCAGGGAUCGGUAUCCGCUGGCCCUCCUUAGUUCAAUUGUGUCUGCCACAGUCCGCAGGGUUAGUUUUGAGACUUGCCUUUGUCCCCAGUGCAACUGGAUCACCUUGCAGGCGUUUUAAGAACAUCAGAGCAUCUCUGCUGCAUUAGCCUCGUGGCCCAUUGAGUCCAGCAUCCUGUUCUCAGCCAGGUGCCCCUGGGAAGCCUGCAAGCAGGACCGGAGCCCAGCUGCCCAGUGCCAUAAAUGGUGGUGGAUGCCCCCCUGUGCCAUUCCCUGCUGCAUUCUUGAUCCCAACAGCAUUUCCUCCCGAUUUAUACAUGCUAAGGAGGCUUCUGCAAAGGGUUGCCUGGCUUAUUAUUUUAAAUCCCCCCCCCCCAAAAAUGGGAUCUUUUAUAAUAACUGGUGCAGGUUUCAUUUCCAGCUUUCUAUUUUUUUGCGCACGUUCUUAUCCCACAGUGUCCUUCGGUUGAGUCGGCAUAACCUUUAACCCACCAAGCCAAAUGCACCAGCUGUGUUCGUAUCUCAUGUUCCAGGACAGUAAAACAGGGGGGGGGCAGCCAAGGCAGGGGUAGCUCACACGGCCUGGCUGGGGUGCUUGGUUGAGCUUGCUUGGCCACCGGUUGCAAAGCUUUUGGGAACGUUGCCAAGUAUGAGGAGCUGAAACGCUCUUGUUCUUUUACUGUUGGCGCUACUUGGGAGCGAACCUGGAGGCAUCUAUUUCCCUUUCCUCCAAAACCUGGAAUGUCCAGAUGAGGGACAUUCUGAGCCGAAGCCAAACUUAGCAGUGUGUGCCUGUCGCUCCUUGUUGAGUCCCAAAUAUACCUCAUCUUUAUAUUUUAUUUUUGAAUAGGAGUGAAGGGCGAUGCUGGGUGGACGAUGGUGCUAUAAGCAGGUCAGGUGAAGUGGGCUAAGCCAACAGGGCGCAGCUGUGAAGCCAGCUCUCGGUUGGUUGAGCCUAAUGGGAGCCAGGCCUGCCUUCCUUCUGCCCACCACCUUCCCUAACACGGCUGGACACUGUUCCAAAGAGACACCACUGUUUUAAGAUGGGACCUCCCCUUCCUUUGUUGUGCUAGACCCCAAGCUGCUGCAGCACAGCCCAUUAUCACCAAACAGAGCUGCCCUGACUUUGCAGCAACCGGCGCCAUAUGUCUUCCAAGGCAGCUCAGAGGAUCACUCUUAAAAGGUGCACAAAGCAGCCUGCAGCCUGCACAACCCUGCUUCCUCCUGCACAAAGUUGCCAAGCCGCUGUGUAGCAUAUUGCAAAACAAUACAAGUGCCUUACAUUGCCACGUAGCCUUUGGGGCCUUUCUUCUGUACGUCUGUCUCUCCAUGUAGUGUUCCCCGCUCCCCAUUUGUACACCAGUUUAGCUAGUCGUAAAAGGGACAACUUUUGCUGAACCCAUUGCCUCAAUUUUCUAUGCCUUUUAUUUUUAUUUUCACUAUAGGUAGGUGUUCCUUAGCAAGUACCUUGAUGGAAAGUGUGUCUGCUGUAUUACAGCACAAGCCUCAGUACACAAACAUGUACUCUUAGUUCCACAGACGGCCAGAUUCAGUUGCCUGCUUUCAAUUCUAGGCAAGUAGCUUUCAUUCUGAAACUUCAUGCAGAAGCUGCAAGGAGUCUCGUUCGUUUUGUUCUUGUGGUCCUUUUGUGGCGACCGAGAACAGAACUAGGUGUUAUGUAGAGUUAUGUUCUUUUGUGUGUAUGUUUUUAAUACAACACGCUCACGGAGGCUGCAGUUUGAAGCAGAAGCUGUGUGUGUAGGUUUCUGCUGAAAACCACCCUGCCCAUUCCUCCCACCCUGAAAUAGGGAAAGGAAAGGGUGCUGCUCAAAGUGGGGGCCAAGUCCCAACUCUGUCUCCCCUGCGCUGGUGGUCUGCUUCACAUUGCCAUCGCUGCAGUGCAUGUCUUUUUCAGAGCCCCCCACAUAAUUAAACACCCAAAGUAGUGUAUUUUCACCUUGAAGGGUGCCUUCAGCUAGGAAAAGGCUAUCCCACAUAGCACUGAGCUCUUAGCUACUGGGUUGAGUGUUAACACCCUUCCUUGUCCCAUGGUUUCCCUCUCAGGUUGGACAAUAAAAAGCUCACCUGGAUUUGUGGUCCUCUGUGAGUCCUCUGACUCUGGGAGGAGGAAAUAGGGCAAUAGUUUAUCUAAUGUGAUGGUUUUUAUUAUUACUUUUGGCCCAGGCGGGGAGUUAACCUUUGUUACCUGUUCUGGGUUGAGAGAGGUGACCUCCUCAGUCCUUUUCCUGCCCCUCAUGUCCUAGGUAGACCAGAAGUGGCGUAGCAAGAUAUUGCAGGUCUAACCACAAACGUUCCAAAGCUCAGUAUAUAGAUAUUUUUACAGCAGGGCAUUAAAAUUUGUAUUCUUUAAAAUAGCUUAGGUUUUGCUUAUUUUUAAAGUGCCUAUCUGGUAAAGCGGUUAGGAAAACAGAAUUCCUUUUAACUCUUCUGCCCACACAAUCCUUUCGUGUUCCGUGGGCGAUUUUCGAACAAAAGGUAAACGCUAUGUAAAACACAUCAUAGAGGUGGCAGAUGGUUGGUCUCUACUACUACAGGUAAAAAUCAGUUACCUCUAUUCCUGAUUUUGUGUGUUCCAGAAGUACAGCCUUUAUUGUCCCGAGUGCAUAACUACAUCAGAAUUGUUGGUGCUUAAUGUGUACACGUGGCGGGGUGUGUGUUAAUAUUAUGGACCAAAUUUAAGUCAGGAAGCUGAAAUAAAACGCCUGUUCUUCCACAUUUUACAUUUCAUCUUGAUGGCUCUGGAGGGGUGGAGAGGAGAGGACAACUUUUUUCAGGAAUUCCUUGUCAAUUAUUUUUUUCCCCCUUAUACCUUACAAGUAUGUAUUUUUGUUGUUGGAACAACUUUUAUCAAAGCUAUCUGUGACACAAUAUUUUCUGAAAUAAAAAGGCAUAGAAAGAU